AUGGUUGAGGAUAAGAGGAGGCACUUCUCUGAGGCACGAGACGGGCGUGAUCGACGAACAUCAUCAGGCCCAUUCUUUGGCUAUCGAGGGCUGCACCACUACCUAAACGCCCGAGCGUUGAAAGUAUAUCUGAAGGACGCAGUCGCGAUAUCAAACUCCCUAGAUGGCAGCCUGACGAAGACAUCUCGAACUGCCCAAUUUGCGGAACAAGCUUUACAUUCUGGUAUCGUAAACACCAUUGCAGGAAAUGUGGACGGGUAG
Molecule: messenger RNA, 261 nt
Organism: Bacidia gigantensis
Lineage: Eukaryota; Fungi; Ascomycota; Lecanoromycetes; Lecanorales; Ramalinaceae
Exons: 2
Coding region: 1-261 (86 amino acids)
Source: RefSeq, a predicted model, not a curated record